Molecule: messenger RNA, 5528 nt
Organism: Vicia villosa (hairy vetch)
Lineage: Eukaryota; Viridiplantae; Streptophyta; Magnoliopsida; Fabales; Fabaceae
Product: putative pentatricopeptide repeat-containing protein At3g05240
Exons: 4
Coding region: 270-1973 (567 amino acids)
Biological process (GO): RNA modification
Cellular component (GO): intracellular membrane-bounded organelle
Molecular function (GO): protein binding; RNA binding
Source: RefSeq, a predicted model, not a curated record
AAUGCUUUCGGUUGUACACGGUGGUCAUCAAAGAAUCCACUAGCUUUACUCACUUCAUUUACCUCUUCAAUCCGCUAGCAAAAACAAAAACAACAUCGUACCAAACAAACCUCAACGAUGUCACAACCUCCUCCGUCAUUCACUCACCUCAGCACACUCGCAGUUUGCUCCACAGAUGCCGCUGAUAGCCAGUUUCUUCCCACACACAUUCCUAUCGUUCAAGGGACUUAAAUUAAAGGUUCGAUUUUUUCUUCACAAAUCAUCAAAUCAUGAUUCACCACAACACCAUUCUCUCUUUCAUACCAAAAUGCAAAACCAUGAUUCAACUCAAAACUUUACACGCUCUUAUACUCACAACCCCAACAAUUAUUAAUACCAUGAUUAUCCCUUUAAGCAAAAUUAUUGAUUUUUGUGUUGAUUCACAACUCGGUGACAUCAAUUAUGCAAAUUCACUAUUUACCCAAAUUCAUUCCCCUAAUCUUUAUAUCUGGAACUCCAUGAUAAGAGGUUAUGCCAAAUCUAACAACCCAUCAAUGUCUUUGCUACUGUAUAAGCAAAUGCUGCAAAAUGGGGUUUGCCCUGAUCAUUUUACCUUCCCAUUUGUACUCAAAGCAAGUUCCUUUAUUGCUGAUUAUAGUAUUGGAAAAUGCAUUCAUAGUUGUGUAGUGAAAUUGGGGUUUGAAGCAAAUGUUUAUGUUGCUACGGGGUUGCUCAAUAUGUAUGUUUCAUGUAAAGAUAUGGAGUAUGGGUUGAAGGUGUUUGAUGAUAUUCCUAAUUCGAAUGUUGUUGCUUGGACUUGUUUGAUUGCUGGGUAUGUUAAUAACAAUCAACCGAGGGAAGCUUUGGAGGUGUUUAAAGAUAUGGGUCAUUCGGGUGUAGAGGCUAAUGAGAUUACCAUGGUGAAUGCUUUGGUUGCGUGUGCUCGGAGUAGGGAUAUUGAUACUGGGAGAUGGGUUCAUGAGCGUAUCCGUAAGGCUGGAUAUGAUCCUUUUGUGUGUGGGUCUAAUAGUAAUGUCAUUCUUGCAACUUCUGUUCUUGAUAUGUAUGCAAAAUGUGGUAGUUUGAAUGUUGCAAGAGACUUGUUUAACAAAAUGCCGAAGAGAAAUAUUGUUGCUUGGAACUGUUUGAUAAAUGCUUAUAAUCAGUAUGAGAGGUAUAAUGAAGCGCUUGAUCUCUUUUCUGAUAUGUUGGCUGAUGGAAUUUGUCCUGAUAAGGCUACCUUUUUGAGUGUGUUGAGUGUUUGUGCACAUCAGUGUGCUUUGGUGCUGGGAGAAACGGUUCAUGCUUAUCUAUUGAAAAGCAAUAUUGCAACAGAUAUUGACCUUGCUACUGCUCUUUUGGACAUGUAUGCUAAGAAUGGUGAAUUAAGAAGUGCUCAAAAGAUUUUUAAUAAUAGUUUGGAAAAGAAAGAUGUGGUGAUGUGGACUAGCAUGAUUAAUGGUUUAGCCAUACAUGGUCAUGGAAAUGAAGCAUUGAGUAUGUUUCAAAUCAUGCAAGAGGAUAGUACUGUAGUCCCUGAUCAUAUUACCUAUAUUGGAGUUUUAUUUGCUUGUAGUCAUGUUGGAUUGGUUGAAGAGGCUCAAAGACAUUUUAACAUGAUGACAAAGAGGUAUGGUAUAGUGCCAGAAAGGGAGCAUUAUAGUUGCAUGAUUGAUCUUUUGAGUCGGGCAGGUCAUUUAGGAGAAGCAAAACGUUUAAUGGAAACAAUGCCAAUACAACCAAAUAUUGCCAUAUGGGGUGCUCUUUUGAAUGGUUGUCAGAUUCAUGAAAACAUCUCAGUUGCCAGUCAAGUGAAAGUACAACUGACAGAACUGAAACCUGUUCAAAGUGGAAUUUAUGUUCUUCUAUCUAAUAUAUACGCUAAUGCUGGAAGAUGGGAAGAAGUAAAUAUGACUAGGAAAACGAUGCAGUGUAAAAGGAUUGCAAAGACAAUUGGUCAUAGUUCAGUUGAAAUGAAGCUGUUAACCUCGUGAUCAAGAUUCACUUGUUCAAAUUAUAAAAUAUUGACUGCUGAAAGAGUUUCAACAAGGGAAAAAAUUGGAACCGUUGUCUACUGGAGCAUUUGUUCACCUCCUUUCAGCUGCCUUGGUCAGUUUAUUUGCAUCAAUAUCCAGGUCUUAACACUGAUGAUAUUCUUGAACUAAUUGUCAUUGAAAACUUGUUCUUGUUCAAAAACAUAUACCCUUACCAUACACAGACCAACAUACAGAGAUGGACAUACAUACCUUUUAGAAUAUUACAUCAUGUGUUAAUAUGCUGUUAUUUAAGAUUCUAAUUGCAAAUUAACAUAGACUACAUCACAAAUUCCAAUGAGAAUAUCCCUAUGCUGGAAAAUACCUAUAAUUUACUUCAUCUUAUGCGAUUUAAUGUUAAUUUUAUAGGUUCCUUCUAGCCAUCAGCUAACAUCAUUAAAAAUUUAUGUAGUUUGCUCCGGUAAUUUGUUAUUGGAGGAGUAGGAGCCUUAGCAUCUUGAAUUUGAUUCUUGUGACAAGACAUUGUCAAAUUUUGACUGCAUUUAUUACUUUUGAACUUCUUGAUAAGAUAUUUUCUUCGUGUGAAUGUUCUUACUUUAUUUAAAUCACGGCUUUGUUCAUUUCCAUAGGAGAUUUUAUUGUAAGGAAGUUAAAACAGUUGCCGCAAAGCAACUCAAAAUUGAGGAGUAUAGAUUUUUCUCAAAGGAUCGUGAAAGACAAUUUAAAACUGCUGCAGUUCUCUUUGGGAUAGAACAAUUCCUUGCAUCACCCUUUUGCUUGGUGGGCAACCUCACUCAAGGCUUGAAAUCAUCAAGUGUAAAAUCAUUGGCACUCAUCUGAAUUAUCAUAAUUCAGCUUUUCGUACUCUGCCAGUUACUGGAUUGUUUAUUGUUUAAGCGGGAGUGAGUUUUGGCUUUCUCCCAAUGGAUCCUUUGUUUCAGUAUACUCUUGUGAUGCAACAUGCAAUGCCACCAGCAAUGAAUAUUUAUUGCUGCAAUGGGUGACGGGUUCAAGUGAUCUUAUUUGCACGGUUUUUAGCAUCUAUUCCACAACUAUUCAAAUUUCAUCUACCCUACAUUACCAUUGCUGUAUCCAUUUACCUCUUCCAGCUGAAGAUCGACUUGAGUAUUAGGACGAUUCCUAAACUUUCUAGGAGAUGAUGAUAUGUUGAUACAUUUGGACUUACUAUUUACACGCACAUACAUAUGAAUAAAAUAAAUACUCACACCUCGGCUACGCCCGGACAUGCGACAAACCUAAAACAAAGACAUUCAUCUUAUGGCUUCAGUCACACAUGCGAUCAUAGGCUUCACAUAUGCGGUGAAAUAUGAACAACAAAUUUCUCUCCAUUUGUUUGCUUGCAUAGACAAAGAACACCCGAUUUCCUAUCUUCUAACUAUCCCUAAAUUGUUCCAAACUCUCUUACACUGCUUCUCAAAGAUCAUGCACCUGAAACACGUACAAAUCAUCAGGAAUAAUUGUUUUUAGAUGUACACAUUCACAUAAUAAGAUUCAUUUUCACUUAAGUACCACAUUUGCAUUAUCAUCAAAAUAAACACAAGCAAGCAAGAAUUAAUGUGUUACAGUUUUCCGAUAUUAGUAGCACUUGGAUGAAAUGACGAGUAUAUCUUCUAGCUUAACUAGAGGUCCCAGGUUCGAAUCUAGUUUUAGACACUAAGUACUUCAAUUAUGUAUCAUCGUCAAUAUACAGUGAACUAGGAACACUAAUUUUAUGUCGACGAUGAAACAAAUUCGUCAUCUUAUGUUAGAACAGUGGGAGCGUCCCCGCCAAAGAAGAGGGGGAGAUCCAGGAAGAUGAGGAAGAUACGAGAAUAAGGAUGAAGGAAGCGAUGACACAUUAUCAAUUGAGUUGGAGUCGUGACAUUGUUGGAGCAGGGACAAUUAUGCUCUAAGGUAUCACGGUAGAGGAAGGAAGUUGGAGAUUGUGGUAUUUAAAUGUGAUGAUUCUCAUGGGUGGUUGUUAAGUGUCAAAAUGUCAUUAUUUUGAGUAUAUAUUUGUGGCACUUAUUGAUUAUAUUCUUUUGGGUUUUAUAAUAAAAUCCUACAUUUUGUGUAAAUAAUAGUAUACUUGAGUUUUGAUUCAUUUUAUGUACUGUUUGACCAUUUUUUAUUCAUUUUAUAGGUAUUGUUGCAUAUUCGAGCAUCGAACAAUAAAGUGUCGAAGGCACGAUUUCGAAUACGCAAUUUUGGAGCAAUAAAGAGGAAAAACUCUGCAGAGCUCGCUAAGCCCAAUCCCUAGCGCGCUACCACUUUCAAUAACAGAGGCAGAGCUGAGCUUUGAAGUCCGCUUAGCGCGGUCACUUUUCCAAGACCAAAUAUUUUUCUCCAGAGGCGGUUUGACGUGUUAAUAAAUGAAAGUCCGCUAAACGAUGCUACGAUAUUUUGUGUUUAUAUUUCUCAUUUCAACACAUUUUCUAGGUUGUGUUUUGGGGAAUAUUUGUCCCAAAUUCAUCAAUUUCAUUCUUAUGUUAGAUUAGCUUAGAAAACAACAAUCGGGCCGUGCAUUUGGAUGAUCGGAGGUGGAUUCUUCACCAAUCGGAACUGACAACCCGUGAGAUGUUUGGUUUAUCUCUUCCCCUCUUUGUGUAUUUUUCUUUUGUUGGGUUUGUUUGUAUAUUUAUCGCUCAUAGUGUUAUAUAAAACUUGCUUUACAAAUCGUUAUUGUUAUCUUCCUUAAUCUUUUUACAUUUAUGUUUAGGAUUUGUGUUGUUGAAGAGAUAUACCUCACAGAUUCUGAUUAUGGAUAGAUUUAUAUUAGCUUCUAGACUCUAGAGAUAGAUUUAGAGCUGACAAUCACCUGUGUGUCGAAGCUUAAUGCUCCAGUGUUUGAGUUACGUGUGAGAGAUCGCCGACGCGAGAAUACGGAUGUUCUCGCAAUAUUGCAUUAGAGAUAAACCUGGUUGUGAUACGUCUCGUUGAUGUUUCAGAGAUGAACACCGAUGCGAGAGAUACAUGCUUGAUAAGUUAUUCUCUUCGAAGAAUGUAUUUACGUUCCUGUUUAUAUUUUUUUACUUUUUGUUUAGUCAAACCCGAGCUUAGAAACAGAGAAACUAUUGAAUGACAUUCUAACCAGACCAUUCUUUGUGGACACGAUAAUUCUCGGAGUAAUACUUUCAAAUCUUUUGCUUGUGGCUGGUGAGGGUAGAACAUUAUUUUUGUUUCAAUAAGGAGCGAAAUUGUGAUAAGUUAGAAACGGUGCUGGUUCCAAUGGUGGGAAGAUCAUACACCAUUUAGUACAUGGGAGAAAUUUAAAUUUGUAGUGAAACACCGUUUUCAAUCGUGUCUGUUGCAUAUUCCACCAGUGUCAUUUUUUAGCUUAAAACAAGAAGAGACAAUGAUGGAAUUUGUGAGAAAUUUGAGAAGUUAGUGGCUCCAUUACGAAGGGAAGAAAGGGAUAUACUUGAUAUCAUAUUUCUUAAUGUACUCAAAGAUGAAAUACAAGCUGAGAUGAAGUUGUAUGAUCAUAAGAUUUGGUAGAUGUUAUGGAUCGUGAAUUGUUGUUAGAAGUAAAGAAUUAGACAUUAAUGAAGAUAU